UUAAAUAAAAAAUUGACACAAAUCGUUCAAAACGUGGUUAUGACCGUAAAAUUUGAUAACUUAGAUUAAAAAACAAAAUAAAUUGUUUAAUCUUAUCUGCAAAACUUAGUAAUGAGUAAAAUAAACCCUUUGGCCGGCUUGAUCGGGAAUUAUGAUGAUUCUGAAGAAGAAGGUGAUGAUACGUCAAUGCAAUCGGUAGCUGUGAUUCCUCCUGGAGUUAAAGCCCCAUUAAAAACUCAACCGUCGGAAGCAGCCCGCUCCGGAAUCCACAGAGCCCCGAUAUCACAUUGUCCAUGGUCAGCGUGCUAUGAUGAAGCCAGUGGCUUUACAUACUACUGGAACCACCAGACUAAUGCGGUUACUUGGGAAGCACCUCCAGAGUACUUAUUGGCUUUGAAGAUUGCUCAACAACAGUUGAACAUGGGAGGUUCAUCGCAAGUAUCAGCAGCAGAAUGGCAAAUGUACCAGCAAGUAUUGGCGGAACAACAGACUAAAUCACAAACUCAGCCCCCUGCGAUAGGAACAACAAAUGAUAAUGUAAAGAAAAAAUUAAAUGUAAAGAAUAAAUCGGGAUAUAAGAGAAGAAUUAGUGAUGAGGAUGAGAAAAUAGAACUUAUAACUUCGUACUAUCAUUCUGAUUCUGAAUCCAAUGAUGAAUCUGAAAGUCCUGUCAAAGCUCCUCCACCACCAAAGCCAACAUUGAAACCAAAAGUGCCAGCUAAGAAGCCUAAAAUGAAAGAAAAAGAGCCACCAAUUGAAUACGGACCAAGCUUACCUCCAAAACAGAAUUAUACUGUGCCAAUAGGCCCAGAAAUGCCUACCGACUAUGUGAUUACUGGUAGUCCCAAAGUCAAAGAGGGGAGUAGGUCAACAGGAGAGGAGGAAAAACUUGCAACAAAAACAGGAGACAAACAAGAAGAAAGUGAUUUAUUGAAAAAGUUGAAAGACAAAGCCAAGAUAUUGGAGAAGUUGGGAGGCGACAUACCUCCUGAACUUCAAGAAAUCAUUGAAGACAAACACGAAGAAGCCAUAGAUAAUACCAAUCCUCCAAACGACAGUAUAGAUGAUUUACUUAGUGAAAUCGAAAAGACAGAACUACCCAAAGUCAAAACUAAGAAAAUUGAGACUAUUGAAGAAGGCAAUAGUAAACCAGGAAGCCAAACUAGUUCCCCGCACAGAGACUUGUCUGAACACAAAACUUUAUUCCCCAGUGCGAAGAACAUUGAUGAUGACGUUUCCAACAAAGAUAUACCUAACAAUGCUGAAGUCGAGAAACCAGAAAGAUCAGCAUCUCCUCCAGAAAAAAGUUCAAAUAUAUAUUUAAGUGAUUUAAGUGAGACCAAAGAGGUUGUAAGGAAAAAGCUUCGAAUAUCAAACUCUGUGUUGCCUGAUCGAAGUAAAACCGAAACACCUUCAUAUACCACGAAAUAUUCACAGUUCAUUGAAGGUUUUUCUAGUGAAAGAACCGGACUCGGCUUCACACAAGAACCAAUGGAGGAUGACUGUCCCAAAACCACCAUUUCAUAUGGGAAUGGUUUGACUUUCACAAAAGGUGAAACUCUUAAUGAAGAGAAGCAGGAAGAUGAUGUUGACGAUUUAGAAGAAUUGGUCGUAGCCAAGUUAAAGUAUUUAAAUCAACUCGAGACGAACACAGUCACACCCAUUCAGGAGAUGUUCAUACAGAUGCAGACGCUGCGUGCGGUGCGGGGUGUGGAGCGGGGUGUGGAGCGGGGUGUGGAGCGGGGCGCGGAGCGGGGCGCGGGCGGCGCGGCGGCGCGGUACUGGCGCGCGUGGCUGCAGGGCGCGGCGCGGGCGCUGCGGACGCACGAGGCGCCGCCCGGCUGGACCUGCGACUUCCUGAGGGCCGAGGGUCGGUACCGGUACGUCCGCGACUCGGACGGACUGGUACAGUGGGAGUACCCCGCCGUGGCCACCACCGACAUGGACAUCUCUACCACGCCUCCGCACCCCGGCUUCGAAGGAAAGGAGAGCGCGCCCCCCCGCAGCCCGCCGGCCCCGCCGCCGCCCCCGCGCUGGCCCGACCCGCCCCCGCCCGGCUGCGACGAGCACCCCGCGCUCGCUGAAGAGAAACGCGAGAUCGGCGACGAGCUGACGUCAUUCUACAACGACAUCGCCGAACUAGAGAAGCACGAGCCGCCGCGCGCCGCCCCCCCGCCCGCACCCGCGCCCCCCUCUGUGCCCCUCUCCGCGUCCGCCUCCGCGCCCGCUUCCGCCCCCGCCUCCGCGCCCGUCUCCGCGCCCGCCUCCCCAGAGCCGCCCCGGGCGCCACGGGACGCCGACCGGGAGAGAGAAACCAAAGUUACCAAGAAGAAAUCUAAGGUAAAAAUAUCCUCGUCGAUCGGCAUGAAACAAAGGACCGUGUCGAGCCUGGUCGCCAAGUGGCAGCAGGUCGCCGACCAGAUACAUUCGGACUAGACGUCCGCGCUCACAGAGCCCGCCCGCACACUACACUACACUAGUGUGUCCGGCCCGCACCUGGCGCCUCAGCCCCGCCCUGGCACGGCAGGUGCAAGCUUCAUGACCUCGGAUGAGGCCCUUCAUGACCUUCAAUGAGACUCAAUCCAUGGUAUUUCCGUGAGUGGUGAGGGCAGGUCCGGUGCCGGACUGCUCGCAGUCAAGAAUAACAUUGAUUAAUUCUUGGAACAAUCAGGUAAAAGUAAAGUCGCGAGCUCGCAGCCAGCGACGGCCGGCUGAGGUGUGAGGUUCCCGUUACGAAGAUAUAUAUUUUUGAAAUUGAAUAUAAAAACCCCACACCGCCUCAGAAAUGUGGGACCCAAACAAAGGGUCCGUGAUUUAAACGAAUAUUUAUAAACGUAAGUUGUGAGAAUAUAAAAUUGAUGAUUCAAGUCGAGACUGUGUUUAAGAAAAUGUUCCAAGUUAUUGUAAUAAUUGUGUACAUAAUAAAUUAUAGUUUUUUAAAACGAAAUAAAAAAUUUAAAGAG
Messenger RNA from Bombyx mandarina (wild silkworm), 2963 nucleotides. RefSeq lists its product as uncharacterized. Lineage: Eukaryota; Metazoa; Arthropoda; Insecta; Lepidoptera; Bombycidae. Gene Ontology annotation, molecular function: protein binding. The record is from RefSeq and is a predicted model, not a curated record.